Messenger RNA from Chenopodium quinoa (quinoa), 339 nucleotides. RefSeq lists its product as uncharacterized. NCBI's taxonomy places the organism in Eukaryota, Viridiplantae, Streptophyta, Magnoliopsida, Caryophyllales, Amaranthaceae. The record is from RefSeq and is a predicted model, not a curated record. The coding region runs from base 1 to 339 and encodes 112 amino acids. The transcript has a single exon.
AUGAAUGGAGUCAUGAGAUUUGGAAAGAAGGGGAAAUUGAGUUCAAAGUACAUUGGACCAUAUGAGAAUUUGCAAAGGAUAGGUAAAGUUGCUUAUAGAUUGGCAUUGCGUAUGGACCUUAAUAAGGUACAUGAUGUGUUUCAUGUUUCUCAGUUGAGAAGGUACAUCCCAGACAAGUCGCAUGUUUUACAACCUAAAACCAUAGAGCUAGACCAAAGCCUAACCUAUGAGGAAAGACCUGUAAACAUUAUUGAUAAUAAAGUGUGUAGUACACGCAAGAAGGAUAUAAAGAUAGUAAAGGUUUUGUGGUCGAAUCAAGAACCUGAGGAAGCGACAUAG